GUAUACCGUUGCAAGUUGGUGGUGGUGGCACUUAAAACGUCAAAAAUUGGGCGUGUUCAUUCUGUAAGACUAAAAGAUACGAGUAUCUCACUCUUGAGCAAAUAUUCGAACCAAUAGCAGCUGGCUUGUGAUUGUGUGCGAGGCCACAUCCCCGGUAAAACCUGCUCUCGAGUGUAACACUUUUAGGGCUGCAUCUACUGACAACGUCUGACGAACCAGUUAGUGCUUGAACGCGACUACGUGCGCAUCGUUUGACACGCAGAAUCUUAGCCCGUUGGAUUUUCGUAUCUCCGUAUCUUGUUGUGUUUUUGUGCCUCCUCAUAAUAAUAUCUACUAUACCUACUUGCAUAUCCCCCCAUCAAGGAUAUACUCGCUCUCUCAUAUUGCCUAUAGACGGGACGGAUUUUGUUUUUGUUUUGAGUGUGGGUUGUUGAAUUGACCUCAUCGUCAUCAUCAUCUUCAUCAACAUCGCCAGCAACCAUCGGUGGCGCAACGAUACGAGCAACUGCAAGGACUUUAUACAAAAAAUAGACCCACGGAUUUGAUACAGCUUUCGGGAAUAAGAAAAGAUACAUUUUCGAGUUGAGUAUCUUUUUUGUGAUUUUUUCUUCCCGAAUUUUUUGUUGUUUGUUUGGGAAAUAUUCUCUUCCUUGUUUGUGUUCUUUGCUCUUUUACUCUUUGAAAAACCCUCAUAGCAGAAACUUGUAAGAAGAAAAGUAUCCUUUAGUGCGUUCAUUGGAAAUAAAAAGAAGAUUUAUAAAUAUCUAUGCCCACCGGGUGACGCAAAAUCCCGGAACAACGAUUCAAAAUAAACAAAACCUUCGCAGUGAUUCGUGCGAAUGGAGUUCCAUAAAAAAAGUGUCCUUUUUUGAUAAAAAUUGAAUAAAAAUUAAAACAAAAUAAAUAUUUUCUGACAUUGACAAGGAUAUUAACAAAAAAAAAAGUGGAAAUGGUGUACUUUUAAAACAAAAGAAAAAAAAAAAACAAGACGGAGACGCGAAUGCAACACCUUUAUAAUUCAAGUGUUGCCCCAGUGUGUUCGAGGAGCAGUGCUGUGUGUGUUUGUGUGCAAAUAGAACUGACUCCGUGAUAAAUUUAAAUGCAUUACAAGCAUUAAACAAAUUUUAAAUGAAACACAAAGUGUUGUGAUGAUGAAUCCUUUGUCAAUCAUUGUGAUCCAGUUGAAGUGAGACCCUAUAAUAGCAAACCUGAUGACAAAAAUAACAUCACAUUUUGUUUGUUUAUAACACACAAGGAUAUAAACAAAAAAGGAGAUUUUUUUUGUAUAUCUGGCGGAAGGAGCUUAUAGUUUAGUGUAGAUUUAUUAUUAUCUAUAACCCCCCAAGCUAGUGUAAAUAGCAUUAUUAUUUUUUAUACACACUUAUACAUAGAGAAAUAUGGCGGCAUAUGCGCAGUUCGGAUAUGGAUAUCCGUCGGCAAGUCAGCUUCUGGUAGGCAGUGGUGGUGGAGGUGGCGGUGUUGGUAGCGGUGGUGGCGGUGGCGGACAAUCAACAACUGCAGCCUCGAGUGCCCAAUCACCGAUAUCAGGUGCAAAUGCACCAUCACUAAGUCCAUCUGGCGGUUCGGGGACUGGUGUGCCGACUGGUGCUUUAAGUCCUGGCGGAAUUUCGCAAACAUCAAACGCAGCACCCGGCACCGGUUCCUGCUGUGAGAAUGGCCGACCAAUUAUGACAGAUCCUGUAUCAGGACAAACGGUGUGUUCGUGCCAAUACGAUUCUGCGCGUCUGGCGUUAUCUAGCUAUUCGAGAAUACAAACAGCGGGUGUUGGCGUCUAUGGGACACCGUAUCCGUCAACCGAUCAGAAUCCUUAUCCAAGUAUUGGUGUAGACAGUUCAGCAUUCUAUUCACCUCUUAGUAACCCUUAUGCCUUGAAAGAGAGUGGUCCUGGGUCUGAUAUGAGUGCGUGGACAUCGGCUGGACUACAACCAACAACCGGAUACUAUCCUUAUGACCACACAACACUAGCUGCGUACGGAUAUGGCGCCGGUUAUGAUUUAGCUGCGCGACGGAAGAAUGCAACCCGCGAAUCGACGGCUACCCUCAAGGCCUGGCUGAACGAGCACAAAAAGAAUCCAUACCCGACUAAGGGUGAAAAGAUCAUGUUGGCGAUAAUUACAAAAAUGACCUUAACGCAAGUAUCGACGUGGUUCGCAAAUGCCCGCCGGCGACUGAAAAAAGAGAACAAAAUGACUUGGGAGCCAAAAAAUAAAACCGACGACGAUGAUGACGCUAUGGUGUCUGAUGAUGAAAAGGACAAGGACGACAUUGAUGCUGAUAAAAAUCGCGACCACAAAGAUUCAAUGCACCAUGUGAAGUCUGAGCAUGAAAAGGACGACGAUGAUGACGACCUAACCGAUGAUGAUAGAAAGCCCGAGAAUCUUGGAAUAGUCGGAGGACAUGUUGGUCAUCAUAUGAAUGCCCAUCAUCACCACCAUCCGGCGUAUCAGCACCAUCAUGCCAUGUUAGGUGGUUACCCUGGCAUCAAAGACGAAAUGAGUGGGCCAAAAAACCAGAUAAGCAGCGACUGUGGGGUCCCGAUUCCAGCAACCAAGCCCAAAAUUUGGAGUCUGGCAGACACAGCCGCUUGCAAAACACCACCACCUUCGGCGUUUCUGGGACACCAACUGCACCAUCACCAGCAGCUGCAACAGCAACAGCAGCAGCAGCAGCAACAACAUCAGCAGCAUCACCAGCAGCAGCAGCAACACCUUCAGCAGCAGCAGCAGCAUCAAAUGCAACAGGCUUGGAUGGAAAACUAUCAGCAGCAGCAACAGCAGCAUCAAUCUCAACAUCACCAUUUGCACAACACCACCGCCCAGCAACAGGCGGAGCAUGCUCAGCAGCUCAAUACCAAUCCGAGUGGUGGAAACGGUACGCGAAUGAUAAAUAUGCAAGCUCCUAUGAACAAUAUGGCAGCUGGUAUGACCCAGCAGCAGCAACAACAACAGAUGCAACAUCAGCAGCAGGGCACACAGUUGCAGCAACAGCAGCAGCAACAACAACAGCAACACCAUCAAAUGAAUCCGAUGAACAAUUUCGGAAGUUCGCCUUAUACUCGGGGGUACGGGGGGUUUCUAGGGGCUACGGCGGGUGUCCACCAGGGGGCCUACCCUACGAACAAUAUGACAAAUACGCAUCUUCAAAGUACGCCUACCACCCCUACUACAGCGGCUAUACCGGGGAAUACGAGCGCAAAUCCUACGCAGCUCCAACAGCAGCAGCACCAGCAAUUAUCCCCACAGCAACACCACCAACAGCAGCAGCAAUCGAACCAGAUGGGGUUUCCCGAUGUCCAAACCGAUACACCGCCCCAAACUCCACCGAAUAUGAAACUGCCGAGCGUGGCGGGGAGCCUUCUUACCGGUUCAACAACCCCUAUGACAGGUACCUGCUACAAUAAUUCAGCAGUAAACGGCCUUGGUGCCACAAACAAUUCUUCAAACAGCAACAACAGCUACAUCGGUGAUUCCUCACCGAGCAGCAACAGUAGCAGUAGCAAUAGCAGCUACGUUGGUAGCUUUACCCGCCUGCAGGACCAUUCACCUGGCAAGGACUAUACCCAACAAAUGAUGGACAGUCCCCAUAACCAUCAUCAUAGUCAUCAGGACAGUGUAGCGGCAGCUUUUAAGCCGUUUUUCAAGAGUCAACAAAUCUCGACAGGAUUUGUGUCACCGGUUUAGGCAGCGUCAUCGUCAUCGUUUUCAUCGCCCAGCAAUCAGCAACAGUCGGGGCUCCUCCAUCUUCUAGAACUUUUUUAAGCGCGCAGCAAUAUCAAAUGAAAUGAACUCCUCUCGACGCGCUUCAAGAUUACAAUUAUCAUCAGCAACAAAGCUACUACCGCUACAACUAGCCACCAUCCAGAUAUGUUAGCUAAAUCAAUUCCAGUGACAUUAGUAUACGAUAGAAAAAAAAAUAUCCUGUCAGAUGAAAAUAAAAAUAUAUUAAAAUUUUCUUUUAUCAAAGAGCUUUAUACAACCGCAAAAAAAAAAAAAAACAA
Molecule: messenger RNA, 4018 nt
Organism: Episyrphus balteatus (marmalade hoverfly)
Lineage: Eukaryota; Metazoa; Arthropoda; Insecta; Diptera; Syrphidae
Product: homeobox protein araucan
Exons: 7
Coding region: 1398-3701 (767 amino acids)
Biological process (GO): regulation of transcription by RNA polymerase II; neuron differentiation; cell development
Cellular component (GO): nucleus
Molecular function (GO): RNA polymerase II cis-regulatory region sequence-specific DNA binding; DNA-binding transcription factor activity, RNA polymerase II-specific
Source: RefSeq, a predicted model, not a curated record